Patiria miniata (bat star) is the source of this 8554-nucleotide messenger RNA. RefSeq lists its product as uncharacterized. Lineage: Eukaryota; Metazoa; Echinodermata; Asteroidea; Valvatida; Asterinidae. The record is from RefSeq and is a predicted model, not a curated record. The transcript is spliced from 40 exons. The coding region runs from base 1 to 7551 and encodes 2516 amino acids. Gene Ontology annotation, molecular function: carbohydrate binding.
AUGUUUGACGGUGGCUACAGUGAGUGGGCUGACGUGACGGACUGCACAGUGGACUGCGGUUCCUAUGGCACACUAAUGCAGGAACGUUACUGCAACAACCCUACACCGCAGUACGGAGGGACCAACUGCACGGGUACCAGUGAACAGUGGGUGGGCUGCACUGCUGCGGCUUUUUGCUCAGUUGCUGAUAACUACGCUUUGGGCAUGGAGGAUGGCACCAUCACCGACUCAAUGAUCACCGUGUCAGAGGACACUGGUAACAGCUACACAGGCAGCUAUGCCAGGCUGCAUGAUAGCAAGGCUGACCAUGCAUGGGUACCAGCUACUCCUGACACAGGUGAUUAUAUUCAGAUUGAGCUUCCAGACACCAUCACCCUUCAGCGUGUGGCCAUCGAGGGACGAAGUCCAUCCUCGGGGAAUGAUCAAUGGGUGACGACGUACACUCUCUCGACUAGUCUGAAUGGAUCAGACUGGGACGAUUACACCGAGUCUGGACAAGUCAAGGUUUUCCAAGGAAGUUACGAUGCGGGUACCGAGGUAGCGGCAAGCUUGGCUGACCCGAUCAACGAGACCAACUAUGUCAGGUUCCACCCAGUCACUUGGAAUGAAGCUAUCGCUAUGAGAGUGGAGCUGUAUGGCAAAUACAAUGCCAUUGACGGUGAGUGGGGCCAGUGGACAUCAUGGACGUCCUGCUCUGUCACGUGUGCCGGAUCCACGGAAACACGCCAGCGAACCUGCGACAGUCCUGCUCCCAAGUACGGCGGAGAUGACUGCCCCUCAGGCGAUGCGUCCUCGCAGACGAGAGAUUGUAACACUCACCCCUGUCCUAUUGAUGGCGGUUUCACCGAAUGGACUCAAUGGGCUAACAUCGAUUGCACAAUUAGCUGUGGGACUCAGGGUUUGAAGCACCGGACCCGUACGUGCACGAACCCUACACCCCAGUACAAUGGCAGUGACUGCCCGAGUCCAGACUACACAGAGGAGUUCCAGACGUGUGAUGCAUCCAGUGCUUGUGGCGACAACUAUGAAACUCUGGGAAUGAUUGACGGACGGAUCAAGGACGACCAGAUCACUGCGUCAUCGGUCAAAUCACUCACAGACAACCAACCCUGGCACGCCCGACUGAACAUCGGCACUACAGGCGGUCAGUUGUGUUGGGAACCAGUCAACACCACCGGUCCCCAUAUGCUACAGAUAGAUCUAACCACACCAGCCCUGCUGAGCAUGAUUGGUGUCCAAGGCAUGGAGACAGGGGACCAGUGGGUCACGUACUACAACAUGUCCUACAGCACCGAUGGAGAAACGUGGAGUAACUAUGAGGACUCCAAUGGUGAUGCUAAGAUAUUUUACGGCAAUAUUGACAAGACUGGUGUGGUUAAAACUGAGCUUGAACCUUCGUUGAGUGACGUAGUGUCCAUCCGCCUGUACCCCCAUGAAUGGAAUGACGCUCCGUGCCUACGGACUGAACUCUACGGAAUGUAUGAUCCUACAGCUUGUAGCAGCAGCAGUACUCUACUAAGCAGCACUCUCGCUGAACAGUCCGGGUCACCAGACUACCUGAAGAUCACGUUGUCGUCGCUUCAUACAAUUACCAUGAUCAGCACCGAAGGCAAAGGCAGUAACUGGGUGUUGGGCUAUUACUUGUACUUCAGCCAGAAUGACGUGGACUGGGCCCUGUAUCUUGAGGAUGGUCAACCCAGGGUGUUCAUUGGUAACUCUGACGCUGACCAGUUUAUUACCAACCCCCUAGCCAACGUAAUUGAGGCAGUCUAUCUGCGACUGGUACCCACCCAGGUCAACAUUGGCAUAUCAAUAACGGUCAGAAUCUACGGCUGUUCUUCCUCUAACACAGCUGAUGAAGCACCCUCAACCACUGUUUGCUUCGACACGUUCGGAAUCGCUGACCACGCUUUUGACAUGGAUCGCAUCACCGUGUCCUCAAUCCUGAACUCCACUUUGAGUAGCGACACCGCCCUGCCGAGUAAUUCCACCAAGUACCACCCUCAAUGCGCCCAGUUGCACAACCCAGAAAGUCCUGCCUCUGGGCUUAACGGCUGGGUGUCUGAACCGGGCGACCUGGUCAGUUCCCUUGACCAGUGGUUGAUGGUGGACUUUGGGGAGAGGGUGACUUUGACCGGGAUAGCCCUGCAGGGUGUUGAGUUACCAGAGGGGGACGUGGGAAUGAGCCAAUUCAGCCUGCACUAUAGUGAGGACAAUGUGAUUUGGAACGCCAUGCGGAAAAUGAACAGCAUCGAGACACAGAUUCUUUCGGGACCAGUUGACAGCAUUGAUGUGACCCUCGUUGAGUUGACUGCAGAUGGGGAGGAUGACCUACGACCUUUGACCCUGCGCUACCUACGCAUCCAAUCAGAGAUCAACACGACUGACCCCGUUGGGCUGAGACUUGAGCUGUAUGGAUGUAGCGCUGCAGUUCCAUCUGUCUGCAAGAACGGCUGGUCAGCCUUCGAGAAUUCCUGCUACAAGUUCUAUCGGAACGACACCAGGAACUGGUCGUCUUCCAAGAGUGUGUGCGAGAGCGAAGGCGGCCAUCUGGUAAUCAUUAACUCACUUCGCGAGCAAGAAUUCUUGGAGAACUUUCCCCGAGCCUACGACGAGACGGACUUCUUAAUUGAUCUGAACAGGAGGGAUGAUUUCAAGACUUUCGUCUGGAGUGACGAGACAUUCUAUGCCUACUCAGCCUGGGCGGCUGAAAAUCCUUCUGAUGAUGCGUUUGAUGAAUGCACGGCACUGUCUAAGGAAAAAGACGGACGAUGGGUGUCUGUAGACUGUGCUGACAUCAGGAACUUUGCAUGCGAAUAUGAAAGGCAAUCGACAACCUAUACUGUGUGUGGCGAGAAUGACUGGCUGAUUGCCUGUCCUGACACCCACAAAGUCAACGUCACCGAUGUACAGUGGGGGCGCACUGCUGACUGGCAGACCUGCCCACAAGAGGGCGCUUUCUCCACCAGCAUUCUGCCCUGCUCGUCUGACACUGUGCAGAGUGCUGUGGAGAGCGACUGCGACAACACCACGCGGUGCGGGGGUCUGGCUGACGUGUCUGAGUUCAGCUACCCGUGCUCGCAGAGCAACGUCCACGUCUACCUCACUACUUCAUACCACUGUGUUCAAGAUGACAUCAAAUAUGCCCGAGCCUGCCAGGAUGAUUUCUUGUACCUGAGCUGCCCAGCCGAAGAUGAAGUCCUUCACAUCGUGCAAGCCAUGUACGGACGCACCAUGGACAACUCAGUGUGCCCGGGACCAGACCGGUACGCACCGACCAACUGCACGUCCUCGUCCAGCCUCCAGACUGUCCGCACCUAUUGCGAGGGUCACCACGAAUGUAAGAUCGCAGUAGAGGUGGCGUCGUUUGGCUCAGAUCCAUGCGAGGGUGUUGCGAAGUAUCUUGACGUGAACUACACAUGUGUGUCCAAUGAAAUCAUCAUCCAAGAUGUUUAUGAAUUCCAGGGGGAAUGUGAGAGCGGAUGGUUGAAGCACGACUACCGGUGCAUCCGAGCCUUCCCCAAUGCAUCCUUGAAGUUUGAGGAUGCCGACGACCAGUGUAAUGAGCUGCACGGUCAUCUGGCUGGUAUCCCUGCAUCUAAUACACAGGAUUUCUUGGCGGGUCUGUUGUCAGACUACUCUACUGACACCAACUACUGGGUCGGAUGUGUCCAGACUGACAACAAUACGUGUAGAUGGCGCGACGGAACCAGGCAUGUGUUCACCGAUUUCAACGCCAACUAUGUGUCGGUAGCGGGCGAGCGAUGCAUCGAGCUGAGAGGGGACGAAAACUUUCAGUGGGAGGACGCAGCGUGCGGGAACCAGAACGCUUUCAUUUGUCAACAAGAUUGUAUGCUAACUUUUGGCAUGAUGGAUAAGACUAUUGGCAACCAUCAGCUGGAAGUCUCUAGCACCAAGCUGCUAGCCACGCUGGACUCCUUCAAAUGGGAUGCCCGCCUCCAUGCCCCCUAUGGUGCCUGGGUCGCCAGGGAACGGGAUACCGACCAGUACUACCAGAUUGACUUUGAGCGGAUCAUGCGGGUCAAGAAGAUAGCCACGCAGGGUCAUCCGAAGUACGACUUUUGGAUUGAGCAGUAUCGGCUGGAUUACACGGUCAAUGCAACGGCCAAUGGAAGUGUAUGGAUGACGUAUCAAGAGGACGGCGUUGACAAGAUUUUCCAAGCUAAUAACGACAGUACCUCGGUGGACUAUCAGUAUUUUGAUCAUUUCAUGUUCGCUCGCUACCUGCGCUUGAUACCCCUCAACUGGACUGAGGAAAUUGCCCUGCGAUUGGAGGUCUAUGGGUGUUACUUGCAAGAUGAUAAACCCGAAGUUCUAGAGGUCGUCAACACCACCAAGCUUCACUACGAGUACAACGGUACCAUCCAGUGUCACGCCUUCGGCAUUCCUUUACCCACUAUGCGCUGGGAACGUGACGGUUACCGCUACACGGGGGGCGUCAAUGCUACCAUUGUCACCUAUCAGGAAGACGACUAUCACAUGAUCACCGAGGUUCGGUUUCAUCCAAUGGGAGACGACCGCGGGUUCUACACGUGUGUCGCGGAGAAUGUGUACGGCUCCAACCGGAAGUCGUUCUACAAUCAUAAAGGUUUACCGACGGUUCUUGGGGGGACUAUCAAAUGCGACGACGAGAUCUUGAAAUUCAAAUGUCCUGAAGGAGAAUACAUCAAGAUAACUAGCGCCGCCUAUGGCAGGGCACAUAAUGAAAAGUGCAUCAUCUAUGAUGACUUCUACCCAACCGAUUGUGAGUAUGACGCUGAGACCGUCAUGUAUCGCCUGCAGCGCCAAUGUGACAACAAGCGUCACUGCACGGCUUACAUCAGCGAAGCCAUGUUUGCCGAGACUGGCGCGUCGUACCCAAAGUGUGACGGUUUCCCGCUGUACGUCAACCUUACGUGGGACUGCGUCGGCUCGGAGUGGACGUCUUGGUUCAACACAGACGAUGCUACAGGAGAAGACCUUGAGUUAAGAUCCACCAUUUUGGCGGACUAUGCGGAGAUGUGCUACGCCCCAUUGGGUGUGGAGUGCCGCCUCGCAAGCAACCAGCAGCCAUAUUACUCCGCCGGUCAGGUCCUAUCCAGCAGCUGUAAUCUACAGAGGGGACUACUUUGCUACGAUAGCGACCAGUCAGGCGGUGACACGUGCCAGGACUACGAGAUACGUUACCUUUGCCCAACAGACCCCAUUGGUAUAGGUGAAGUAGAGCAAGCGAUUGAAUGCGACAGCGAGGAAUUGUACAUCUUCUGUCAAGGCGGCUACACCAUUAUGGUUCAUGAUGCAUUCUAUGGACGCAGGGAAGAAGGUCUGUGCUCGCUUGGUAACAACCACUCCUACCCCUUGGACUGCGACUUUGACUCUGCCCAGGUCCUUGAGAUGAUCAAGAGAAACUGUGACGACAAGGAGGAAUGCAGACUCAACGUCCAACUUGCUGCGGUCUUGGGAGAUCCGUGCCCGGAGGACCCUAAGUACCUGGACCUCAAGUACACCUGCGAACGAACACGUGGGAUGAUAGCUCAUAAGUACCCCACCAACACGAGCAGCAUCUCUGAAAACGACGGCAGCUACGCGGUGGAUGGAAACUUCAAGACUUCGUGCGACAGCUAUUGCUUCCAGUCGGAGGAUGAGCUAGCACCGUGGUGGCUGGUAGAUCUAGGCAUCCAGAGAGAUGUUAACUUUGUCCAGCCAAGGACUUGCGGCAAUAGCCAAGUAUAUCUCAUGGAGGGAGCACAAAUCCGAAUUGGAAACAGUCCCAACUUCCAUGACAACCCCGUCUGUGGUCGCAACGUGACGUUGGACGAUGACUACAGGCCACACAUCUACUGUGGGCAGGUCAUGAGCGGCCGGUACGUCAGUAUUGAAGUGCCGGAUCGCGUCACCCAACUCAAGCUAUGUGAAGUCAAUGUCUUGUACAUGGACAGACGGGAGCAGAAAGCUGUCGCCUGCGACGGCCAGAAACUGCAGCUCUUUUGUGGCUUCAUGAGCGCCCUAUACCUACAGAUCACCGACGCUUUCUACGGACGUGCAGAGGACGGCUCAGUGUGCCCGCAUCACACCGCCAACCACACCUACACGACAGGAUGCGCAGCGGACCACUCUACCGUCCUAGGCAUCAUCAGAGAUAAGUGUAACGCCGAGAGAUACUGUGAGGUGGACGUGCAGAGCGAUAUCUUGGACGCACUGGCCAGUGGGGCCGGGGACCCUUGCCAGGGAGAGUUCAAAUACCUGAAAGUCAGCUUCCAGUGUAACAGAUACGUAGCUGGUGAACAAGGCCAGCAGGUCACUGCAGUGACCAAUCAGGACACUGCCAUGGAGAUUGCCUGCGUCGGGUUCAAGGGCGUCAUAGAUAUCAAUAGUGCCUAUGUCAAGGCCUCAACAACCUCCGUCCCGCUGUAUGAUCCCCAAGACCCCAACGUUGAUGUGAGUUCGUGCAGUGACCAGGACGUCUCUUCAUCAAUUCAAACCCACUGCAACAACAAAAAGACUUGCUAUAUCAGGCACACUGACUACUGGCUGGGCAACAGUUUCUGCGGAGCUAUGCGUUUACACCUGGAACUGGCUUUCACUUGUAAAGAGGAUGUCCCAUCCGGCGACAUCACUUUAUUCGCCUGCGAGAAUCUGGAGUAUGAGUUGAGUCUGACCUGCCCGGACGGAAAAUACAUCAAGAUACAAGAUGCUUUCUACGGUCGAACUCAGGUUGGCAGUUCGUCCCUCGUUUGCCCACAUUCAAACGGAUACGACGACACAACAACCUGUCGCUCAACAGACACCCUGGACAUUGUCAAGGCUUAUUGCCAAGACCAACGUUCUUGCAGUCUUCCCACUGAGCAGGAAGAUUUAACAUCAGAUGAUCCAUGCAGCACCAUCAAGACCAAAUAUCUAGAAGUCACAUACAGCUGUGAAGAGGGGCGUCCAUUGAACGAUAUUACGCUGUACUCUUGUGAGGACCAUGCAGAUUUGUUUCUUGAGUGCCCAGCAGAAGCCAGCCACAUCAGGAUUAUAUCGGCAGACCUCGGUCGGGCGGAAGGAAAGCAUCGCUGUAGCUUCCGUGAUAACUACCCAGGGACCACAGAGUACACUGACUGCCACACCAGCGAGGUAUUGGAUGCCGUCCGCAGUAUCUGUACUAACCAGAGGAACUGUACUGUGUCCAACUACUGGGCUAACUACACUGCUACGGAGCCAUGCUUUGGAAUCUACAAGUAUCUGCAGGUCACCUACAGAUGCCUGUUGGACCCGGCCGACAACAGCCCCAUGGAAGCAUCCAUGUUCUUCAUGAACCCUCAGCCUACCCUCAAAUCCUACCGUCUAGAAGGUCACGUCAUUAGCUCAGGCCAACAGCGUAACAUCCUCACCUGCAUGCAGGCCUGCCUGGCCGACCCAGACUGCGCUUCAUUCAACUUCAGGACCAAACGUGGCAACGCUGGCCACAUCUGCAUGCUGAAUGACGCCAUUUAUGAAGAGGCUGAAGCUGAUUUCAAGUAUAAGGUCUACUACGUGUACUUCCAGAGGGAUUCCUACAGGGAACAUUAGGAGUUCCAUCAGCAGGGUUGGAUUCAGGACCUUGUUACAGGGUUUAUACGGUCAUGGAAAAUCAUGGAAUUUAAAUGGAAAGUCAUGGAAAAGUUGUGGAAUGUUAUUUUACAAGGAGUUUUGUCAGCAGGGUUGGAUUUAGGACCUUAUUACAGGGUUCCCACACUCAUGGAAAAAUCAUGGAAAAUCAUGGAAAAAUCAUGGAACUUAUAAUGGAAAGUCAUGGAAAAGUCAUGGAACGUUAUUUUACAAGGCACUCCGUCAGCGAAGCAGGGUUGGAUUCCGGACCUUGUUACAGGGCUCCCAUGGUCAUUGGAAAAUCAUGGAAUUUGUCAUGGAAAGUCAUGGAAAAGUCAUGGAAUGUUAAUUUUACAAGGCGUUCUGUUAGGAAGCAAGGUUGGAUUCCAGAUCUUGUCACAGGGUUCCCACAGUCAUAGUUUCAUGGAAAAAUCAUGGAAAAUCAUGGAAUUUGAAGGAAUUGGUCAUGGAAAGCCCUAAUCUUUUCUUACAAAAGUCCUGGAAAAAUUGUGGAAUUUCAUGUAAGAUAUCCGUUAGAACCCUGUGAUAAGUCCUUUUGAAACUUCUUAUGAUGUAUUAAUUAUGUCAUUUUGCAGGAAAACUUGAACGAUGAAUAAUUAAACAGUUAUACCACUUAGUGGAGUUUUUGAAACUUUUUAUUAUUUCCUUUUAAGGAUUGACUAAUUGUGGUGAUAAGUUUGAGCUAUAUGUUCAUAAUCUUUUGUAUGCUAACAAGAUAUAAUUUUCACACAUUUUGGAUUUAGUAGGUUUCAUUAAGUUAUGAAAGUAAGUUACAUAAAGAUAAUUUCCCGCUAGUAAUGUGUUUAUUUAUCUUUUGAUAAUUUUGCAGUGGGUUUUAGUUACGUUAUAGAGAGUUAUUUUGUGACAUGUACGUUUUAUAAAGUACACGACAACGGUAUUGUUUUCUUUGAAUGUUAAACACAUGAAUCUAGGAAAACAUUAAAAAGCACUUUGUGUUGUGUUU